AUGUCGGCCUUCGUUCGCGUCUCAGGACCGCCCAACAGUAACUUUCUGGUUGGCUAUCCGGGCAUAUCAGCAACACUACCUCGAAUAGAAGGCAAAGUCGAGAUACGGCCACUCAUUGGAGUAUCGGCGCCCGUCAAUGUCUCCCUCGUCACCAUCGCAUUGCACCGUCGCGAAACCAUACACCCGUCCGCCGACUCGGUUACGAAGAAGCAUCUGGCAGCCCCGCGCAAAGAGAUUACCGACAUCGUCGGUAAGGAGAUGCUCCUAUAUCGAUGUUCGCCCGGAAGAGAGCAUGAGAGUAUACUAUGUAUGGACCUCCCGUUCGUCAUCUUCAUACCGUACGGACGCGGCGGCGAGGAGGUAGCGAGGAGAGUCCCGCCCGCGAGUCUACAAUUACCGAGUCGGACGGCGGAGACGUUUUACGAACUCGUCGUGACAGUACAGCAAGGGCCCCAGGAACAGAAGAAGUAUCCCUUUGCCGUGCCGAUACAACGAUACGACACCCUCUCUACCUUUGGCAUGUACAAUCGACCCGAAAGCGCAGAGCGAGUGACGGACCACCUCGUCACCCUUGGCAUCAGCCUGCCGAGAUGGAGUUAUGGACCCAUGGACCCAGUCUCAGUAUACAUCAAAUUGAGUCCCAACCCCGACUGGCUGAGCAAGGCGAAGAAGGUCACAAUCAAUAAGAUCACAGUCGGCAUAGACGAAGAGAUCAUCUUCAACCACGAAGGAGAUGAGCCGACUCGUAAAGUCAAGACGCUGGCAAAAACACAGCAACACGUCGGAGUGAGGAUGCCCGAAGCGGGCUAUUUCACGAACCUCGGGCUAGUCUUCCCCGCAAAAGAUCUACGAGACAACGCAGGUGUUAUCCCAAGAGGGCAGAAGGAGUUUCCCAUGUACGCUGUUACUGGUUUUACGACGACUGGUACUCUAUACAAGAUUGAGUACUACCUCACUGUCAAGGCGCAAAUGUCGUCAGCCCGAGACAUCCUGCUCCGUCAGCCCAUUGUGGUAUGUCCUUUUGACCAUGCAGGCUGUAAAGAGGAAAUGGAGGCCAUUGAGCAGGCAGCCAAGGACGCCGCACACGUCACACCUGACAACCCCAUGUUGCCCGCCAGUACUAUUGUUCGAUCCAACGACCCAGAAGGCUUGCGCGCACUCGGUAUCGCAAUUGUGGGAGGCGUACGGAAACCGCUGAUUGAGUGA
This is a messenger RNA of Alternaria ethzedia, 1206 nucleotides long. RefSeq lists its product as uncharacterized. Gene Ontology annotation, biological process: division septum assembly. The transcript is spliced from 3 exons. The coding region runs from base 1 to 1206 and encodes 401 amino acids. NCBI's taxonomy places the organism in Eukaryota, Fungi, Ascomycota, Dothideomycetes, Pleosporales, Pleosporaceae. The record is from RefSeq and is a predicted model, not a curated record. Gene Ontology annotation, cellular component: division septum.